UAAACAUCAAGCUUGAGCCCCCACCCACAUUAUAAUCGGAAACCACUUACACUCUUCCUGUUGUUGCCAUUGAAUAGCUACACACAUAAGAAUCUUAUUUUCUAUGCGACGAAAUGGCAGAAAAAGUCUUGGAACAACUCCGGAUUAAACUGAAGGAGGGAUUGACCGAGGCUGUCAUAAAAAAUUUGCUGGAUGAUCUUCGGGACGAGAAGGUGCUAGGAAAAGAGGAGAUUGAGGAAAUAGUCCAGAAGACCAAAACAAGAGCCGAUCAAGCUCGAGAUCUGAUUGACGGUGUGAGCAGAAAGGGGACAAAAGCAAGUGAAAUUAUGUUAAAAUGCUUGAAGGACAGAGACAACUGUCUUUAUGACAACCUAAACAUAGACAGCUGUUUAGAAAUUCCUGAAACAGGAGCAACCUGUAGCCCAGCACCAACGCCACAUAGUACAACAGACAAACAAAACAAAUUGGUCAGUGGAGAUGAGGUGUACAAAAUGCACAGUAAUCCACGUGGACUCUGUGUAAUUAUUAAUAACGAGAACUUUCCAGACCCAAAAAGUAAAAGAAACGGAUCCCAAAAAGAUGUUGAUUCUCUGAAUGACUUAUUUGAACAUUUGGGCUUUCUGGUUGAAGUCGAAAAAGACAAAACUGCAGAUCAAAUAAAAGCGCUUAUGAUCCAAUACAGUGAAGAUGCUCGUCAUGGAGACUGCUUUGUCUGUUGCAUAAUGAGCCAUGGAAAUGAGGCUGGUCUGAUGGGAUGUGAUGAUCAAAUAUGUCCCCUGAAUGAUAUCACCUCGCCAUUUGAUGGAGACAACUGCCCUGCUCUUGUUGGCAAGCCUAAAGUGUUUAUUAUCCAGGCAUGUAGAGGACAUAAGAUGCAGACUAAAGUGGUGGUUAAAGACGGUGCUGGUGUCAGCCAUAUGAAGAAAUCUGGCAAAGUAUACAGCAUUGCUAAAGAUUCAGAUUUUCUGAUCGCCCUGUCCACUGUUGAGGGAUAUGUGUCACUCCGUAGUGAAUACAGUGGAUCAUGGUUUAUACAGUCUUUUUGCAAGCAUUUAAAAGAAGGAAGUGAACAAGGCCAGGACAUCUUGAGGAUCCUCACCCAUGUCAAUAACGAAGUAAGCCUUGAAGAGGGCUUCAUACAAGAUAAGAACAAUGAAAUAGUAGAUGCAAAGAUGAUACCUCAGCCCCAAUUCACCCUGAGGAAGCUUCUUAUUUUCAAAGCACCGAAGCGGCAUGCUGCUGCUUCUAAACAGAAGAAAACCUAAACAUCUUCAUCCUUCACCUGAAGCAGAAGAGGAAGUCUUGCCAUUGACAUUCUAGAGAAAUCUAUGGUUUAUUUGUUAUAUUGUAUAUGUUGAGAACCAGUUUUAG
Puntigrus tetrazona (Sumatra barb) is the source of this 1371-nucleotide messenger RNA. RefSeq names its product caspase 22, apoptosis-related cysteine peptidase (gene casp22). The coding region runs from base 114 to 1265 and encodes 383 amino acids. The transcript has 7 exons. The record is from RefSeq and is a predicted model, not a curated record. Gene Ontology annotation, molecular function: cysteine-type endopeptidase activity. Gene Ontology annotation, biological process: regulation of apoptotic process; proteolysis. Lineage: Eukaryota; Metazoa; Chordata; Actinopteri; Cypriniformes; Cyprinidae.